AUGAUCAUCGGGCAACUAUUCCGACUAAAAAGCCCCAGGGAUCCAGCGAACAUCCGUGAAAUUCGCAAGCACCUUCUCCCCGCCCGCCUCGUUUGCCAACGAUGGAACUCUAUUGCGACUGAACACCUGUAUCAAACUCUGGAGCUAGCACACACUGGAACUGUCACCGGCGACGAGAGUGGAUUUGAAGGCUGGAACAAGACUCUCGACCUUGAAGCCGCCAGGAAUGCUGCUCAACGCGUCAUCAUCCAGAGCUGCUCCAAGAAAUCGAGGCAAUUUGGGGACUGGGAAGACUGGAAGAAUGGAGAGUAUGAUGCUUUCACUUCAGCCAUGAAACGAAUCAAGCAGUUGCCGAAUAUCAGAGCUAUCGAGGUACACUUUAGCGAGAAAUGCAAAGGCUGGUGGUCCAAUCUUCAUGACCCAUGGAACGACGUCGAGCCCAGCGAGACCCGACUAGACACACUCAAGGCAGUUUUCGAGGCUAUUCGGGAACGCGCAGGUCAGUCUAAUGCCAAAGCUAGCACAAUUCGGACCAUGACGAUUCGAAACCUCCAAAACAUGCCGCAUCAAGAAUUCGUCAACUCUGGUCUUUUCAAAGACGUCGCCAAGGACAUCGACCACCGCGACACAUCUAUGGAAGAGCGCCUGGAGUUCGAGAGCCAUCUGCAGCGACAGUUCCUUCCUCACUUCGCGGCCAAUCUCACCGCUCUGACCUUGAACUUGCACGAUUGUUGGGGCACCAUGCCGGGAUACUUUGACGGUCAAGGCCUAGAGUUCCCUCGAUUAAGAACCCUGAACCUGGGAAACUUCGUCAUCAGCAACAAUCGUCAUUUUGACUGGGUUCUCUCACAGAAGUCGCUUCAAACUUUGCGUUUGGACAGCUGUCAUAUCGUUUCUCACAUCCAGCUUUACACCGAUGAAACCGAGAAGUGGAAUAUUCACGCGGAAGACUGGCAACGCCUGCCAAAAGGCUCGUACGGCAUCUCUUCUGACGAUGCUGAGCUCUACAGGUUCGAUGGCACGUGGGAGUCUACUUUCGACAAGAUCCGAAACAACCUUCCCUACCUCAAGGAGUUUCGAUUUGAUGGACGUUCCAACGGACUUCGCUUUCUCCGUCCUUCGAGGAUCGGCACCGUGUUGCAUCCGAGUCGGUACAUCAACUUCGACGCAGGAAUCUGUCCUAGUCCAUGGUUGACUUCAAAUAGUGAGACUGGUGAGAUGGAAUUUGGAGAUUACCAGUGUUCUAUGAACCGUUCCGAAGAAACCAGGAGGGCGACACCAGAGCGUUCAAAGAUCUUCUCAGUGCCUGCCAUGAGAGGCAUGAGUAGUGCAAGGUAG
Molecule: messenger RNA, 1338 nt
Organism: Colletotrichum fioriniae
Lineage: Eukaryota; Fungi; Ascomycota; Sordariomycetes; Glomerellales; Glomerellaceae
Source: RefSeq, a predicted model, not a curated record